AUGGGGAGGUGGAUGGAGAAGGACAGGAACAGAGCUGAGGACCUGCCUUCCUCCAGGGCUUGUAGGAGGGACAUCUCCUUCCUGGAGUCAGAGCAGAAAGAGGGAUUUUUCCCUAAACCUUCCCUCCACGCCCGCCCAGGGUGGAAGGUGACUGCAGGAGGAAACGUGACUCUGCAGUGCGAGAAGCCCAGUCAUGUGACAGAAUCUCACAUGUUUGCUCUACUGAAGAAAGGAACCUCAACACCCAUACAGCUCCAGAGUGCAGUAGGAAUGGAGACAGACUUCUCCCUGCCAAGUGUGACGGGCAGUGACACUGGGGCCUACAGCUGUGUGUACUACCAACCAAGGGCUCCUUUCUGGGCCUCAGAGCCCAGUGAUCACCUCAUGAUCUCGGUGACAGAGGGCCUGGCAGAGUUUCACCUCAGUGACGUAAAACUCGGUGACGCUGGAGAGUACACCUGUGAAUACAGGACAGGGAGCCCCACCAGAAGGUCACCGCCCAGUGACGUCCUUCUACUGCUGGUGACAGGAAAUUUCCCUAAACCUUCCCUUAAAGCCCACCAAAGCGGUGAGAUGACUGCAGGAGAAAACGUGACUCUGCAGUGCCAGCUACCCAGGCAUGUGACAGAACCUCACAUGUUUGCUCUAUUGAAGAAAGGAACCUCAACACCCAUAAAGCUCCAGGGUCCAGUAGGAAUGGAUACAGACUUCUACCUUCUAAGUGUGACAGGCAGUGACACUGGGGCCUACAGCUGUGUGUACUACCAACCAAAGGCUGCUUUCCUGGCCUCAGAGCCCAGUGAUCACCUUUCGAUUUGGGUGACAGAUUCCCCUGGUGCCACAUCAACAGAUUACACCACGGGUAACCUCAUCCGACUGGGACUGUCUGCCCUAAUUACGGUUCUUAUGGUGGCUUUCCUGGUGGAAGCCUGGUGGAGCCAGAGGAGGUCUCCAAGUGGGUCCAGCAAUUAAAGUGCCAAUCGUUGUGGAAGAAGCAGAGCAGCAGG
This is a messenger RNA of Myotis lucifugus (little brown bat), 1007 nucleotides long. Its product is annotated as T-cell-interacting, activating receptor on myeloid cells protein 1-like. Gene Ontology annotation, cellular component: plasma membrane. The record is from RefSeq and is a predicted model, not a curated record. The transcript is spliced from 6 exons. The coding region runs from base 1 to 972 and encodes 323 amino acids. NCBI's taxonomy places the organism in Eukaryota, Metazoa, Chordata, Mammalia, Chiroptera, Vespertilionidae.